GCGGCUCCAGCCCCUGCCGACGUGGUUGAGUCGGUUCAAGCCAACGAACAGCUUUGGACAGUCGAGAGGAUGCUCCGCGUCUGUGACGGCGCGGACACCACGUGCAACUGGUCGUUCGUGGUCAACAAAAACGUGGGAUGGAUUGCGCCCACGCCCUGCGAAUUCACGGUGCGCAGCGUCAACGGGCAGAAAGCAAGCCGUUCGCCUUCAGAGGGCUGGGAGUGCGGCCCGUUUCGCGUCUCGACCGGCUGGAACGGACAGUUCGGCGAGUUGAAUGGCUUCACGACGCUCUCACUGGUGGACCUCGGCUGGAAGCUUGCCGCCUUCCCCGCCUACACGGACCAGCAGCUCGACGCCAGUAUCGUGGUCACCCCCGACCUAAGCUUCCCGCCU
Messenger RNA from Lasiosphaeria miniovina, 393 nucleotides. Its product is annotated as surface protein 1. The transcript has a single exon. The annotation marks the transcript as partial. The record is from RefSeq and is a predicted model, not a curated record. Lineage: Eukaryota; Fungi; Ascomycota; Sordariomycetes; Sordariales; Lasiosphaeriaceae.